AUGGCGGCGCCCAGCGCCGGGGCGGCGGGGGGGGGCCGGGGGAGGCCGCCCGCCGUCACCCCCCAGCAGAUCCGCGACCUCAUCGAUGGUGGCAUCGCCCCCGAGGGCGUCGGCCCCGACGGGAAGGACACGUCUGACUGGUCAGAAUCGGCUAAUGGAUCUUCUCAAAUGGAUGCUCUCUCCUUGGAGUCUGCUAGCAAGGAAGCCUAUUUCAGCAGAGUAGAAACAUUCACCCCGCUGAAGUGGGCGGGCAAACCCCAUGAGCUGUCUCCUCUGGUUUGUGCCAAGUACGGCUGGACCAACGUGGAGUGUGACAUGCUGAAGUGCUCCAGCUGCCAGGCUUUCCUCUGUGUGAGCCUGCAGCUUGCGUUUGACUUCAACAAGUAUAAGGAGCGCUGCGUGGAGCUGAAGAAGGCCUUGUGCACCGCUCAUGAGAAGUUCUGCUUCUGGCCGGAUAGCCCCUGUCCAGAUCGCUUUGCCAUGUUGCUGGUGGAUGAGCCCAGAGCCCUUCUCCAGGACUUCCUGGACCGCUUUCAGAGCCUGUGUCAGCUGGAGCUGCAGCUGCCCUCUCUCAGACCAGAAGACAUGAAAAACAUGUCCCUGACGGAGGAGAAGAUCAGUCUGCUCCUCCAGCUGAUCGGGGAGGAACUGGAGCACAAAAUGGAGGGAGAGAAACCGCCGAUGAAGUUUGCCACGGAAAUCCUGCAAGUGCACGUUCCUGCCUGUAUCCUGGCUCUGUGCGGCUGGACUUGCAGCACUGCGUCUGGCUCCGUGCACCUCUCGGUGAUCACCUGCUCCCGCUGCAUGAGGAAGGUGGGACUGUGGGGCUUUCACCAGCUGGAGUCUGCAGGGCCGGAGCUGGACUCCUGCAGCCCGAGCAGCGCACCGCCGGCACCUGCCGAGCGCUUCCCGCUUGUGCCCACUUCUCCACGCAGGAUGCUUACACGGAGCCAAGACACACUGUCUCCAGGCUCCGAGCAGCACGAGAAGAGCCCGUCCCCGGCCAUCUCUCGCCUGCGGGGUUGGGACUCUCCCGUCCCCAUGGAUCGGGUUGAGUUGGAGGUGGCAAGCCCCACUUUGAGGAGCCGCCCUGUCACCCGCAGCAUGGGGCAGGGGGACAACGUGGAGGUGCCAUCCAGUCCUCUCCGCAGAGCCAAGCGGGCACGGCUCUGCUCUUCAAGCAGCUCGGACACUUCUUUGAGGAGCUUCUUUGACCCCAGCUCACAGCAUCGCGACUGGUGUCCCUGGGUCAAUGCAGUGGAGGGAGGGGAAGCCCUGGAGGAUACCACGACCCAGACGGAGAAGGAACCUGCGAAGGCAGAGCCGGGCUGGCGAGUGGUACUGAACACGCUCCUCGCCACCAGAAAGUGCGACAGAGUGCCUGAGACAGAGCCUGUGAGUCUCUCGGUGAAGUCCUGCAAGGUGUUCCGCAUUUUCCGGCAGUGGGAGAGCAUGAAUUCCUCCUGAACGGGCCGCUGCCUCUGGGAACUGCUGCCUGGCUUGCAGCGUGGGGCAUUGCGUCAGUCUGGCAGAGAUACACUUUGCAGUCGCUCCUGCAGCAGCUCUGUGCCCUGGGGAGGGGAUGCUGAGGAGGCUUCGUGCCAAACACAGCCCCCAGCGGCUGCUGGGACCCCCUCCUCCCUGACUGCCUUCCUUGAAGCCCCCUGCCUUCACAAAUUGCUGCUGUAGCCCUUGGCCCCAAGGGCUUCGACAGCCCUGUCUGGAGCUGGGACGUGCCGCAGGUGCGUGGGACGAACGAGGAGACAUGGUCACCUCGCAAGGGUGACCAUCUUGUCCAGCUGUGAUCUGCCACCAGUGGCACAGGGAAGUGAUGCCAGGUGGGAAUAAACAUUUCACUUUUG
Molecule: messenger RNA, 1862 nt
Organism: Gavia stellata (red-throated loon)
Lineage: Eukaryota; Metazoa; Chordata; Aves; Gaviiformes; Gaviidae
Gene: ZC3HC1
Product: zinc finger C3HC-type containing 1
Cellular component (GO): nucleus
Molecular function (GO): zinc ion binding
Source: RefSeq, a predicted model, not a curated record